Molecule: messenger RNA, 1350 nt
Organism: Biomphalaria glabrata
Lineage: Eukaryota; Metazoa; Mollusca; Gastropoda; Planorbidae
Product: zinc finger MYM-type protein 1-like
Exons: 2
Coding region: 1-1350 (449 amino acids)
Molecular function (GO): protein dimerization activity
Source: RefSeq, a predicted model, not a curated record
AUGCUAGAUUCAACACCUGAUCUAGCACACCGGGAACAGUUAUCAGAAGUUAUUAGGUUUGUUGAUGUUAAUUUCAAAACCAAAAAAGUGACCAUCAAAGAAUCUUUUCUUGGUUUUAUUCAGCUUCAUGCAAAAGAUGCAGCAACACUAGAAAAUGUUAUUGUUGAACAGUUGCAAGCAGAAAACCAUCCUAUAGCUGACUGUCGAUCUCAGUGUUAUGAUAACGCAGCUGUAAUGGCAGGAGAACUGUCCGGACUCCAACAAAGAAUUGCCAUUCGAAAUCCUCAAGCAUCUGCUUCAACUGUUCGAUGGGAGAAAAUGAAAGAAUUGCUUGGAAUUACAUUGAAGAGAGAAUGUCCAACACGCUGGAGUGCAAGACAAGAUGCGUUGAAUGCAAUCCACGAACAGUUUGAUGGAUUUUUACAGCUGUUAGAAAACCUGUAUGAAGAUGGUACUCAAACUGGUGAGACUCAGAAUGAUGCAUACAGUUUGCUUCAAAAUGUGAUGAAUUUCAAUUUCAUCACUCUACUUGAUUUCUGGCAUGCAGUUUUGUCAAAAAUUGACCGGAUUCAAAAACGACUGCAAGAUCCAUCAAUGAAUUUCCAUGACGCAGCACUGGAUUUAGAAGGACUGCAGCAACGGCUAAGUAGCAUUCGAGAAGAUGUUUGCAUCACUGCAGUCAAUGCAGCUAAAGUUCUGUGUGAAAAAUUGGGAAUUAGGAUAGAAGGAAGAAUUAAACGUCGAAAACAGAUGCCUGGUGAAAAUGCUGGUGAUGCAGGACUCGCUGCGGUUGAAGAAAUAACUCGCAUUAUGAAAUCAGUUAUUGAUAGACUAAUCCAGGAGAUGACAACACGAUUUGGUCGUCUGAAGACGUUAGAUGAAAAGUUUGGAUUUCUAUUCAACAUCAGCAAAUUGUUUGCUAAUGAUACCUCUAAUGAUAUUCAACAGCACUGUGCUACGCUGGCUGACUUUUAUAAAACUGAUAUCGAUGGAACUGAACUGUUCGUAGAAAUCAGUGACUGCAGUAUGUUGCUGAAAACCCGGCCAGAUGCUACCCCAAGCAGCCCAUUAGAAUUACUUUCAUUUAUUAUUUCAUAUGGCAAUGACAUAUUUCCAAACUUGCGAAUUGCUUUGCAAAUUAUGCUGACAAUCUCUGUGUCAGUUGCUAGCUGUGAGCGUUCUUUUAGUAAACUAAAAAUCAUUUUAACUUAUUUGAGAGCUUCAAUGGGUCAGGAGAGUCUGUCAUACUUGGCAUUGCUAAGCAUAGAAAAGGAGCUGGUCGAAACAAUUAAUUUUGAUGAUGUCAUUGACAACUUUGCUAGUGCAAGAUCACGAAAAGUAGUUCUAUAA